Dioscorea cayenensis subsp. rotundata (Guinea yam) is the source of this 1457-nucleotide messenger RNA. RefSeq names its product aldo-keto reductase family 4 member C10-like. Gene Ontology annotation, molecular function: aldose reductase (NADPH) activity. The transcript has 5 exons. Lineage: Eukaryota; Viridiplantae; Streptophyta; Magnoliopsida; Dioscoreales; Dioscoreaceae. Gene Ontology annotation, cellular component: cytosol. The record is from RefSeq and is a predicted model, not a curated record. The coding region runs from base 228 to 1259 and encodes 343 amino acids.
GAGCAGGAGAAUUGUCUGAUUAGACCUCCGCGGGGGUCGUUUCUCUUUUUUUCGUCCUUUUUUCAGGAAAGUACACUUAGGAUUGAGAACGACGCCUCUUCUUUCUCCACGCCCUCCUCCUCCUCCUACUCCCCCAAUCCCUCCUCCGCCUCUUCGAUCUUUGCCGACACUGCUUUUUAUUCUCUGCUGCUUAGGCUUGUUUCAGCACUCUUAUUAGUUUUGGGAUAAUGAGAGGAAAGGGAGUAGCAUCUCCAAACUACUUUGUGUUGAAUACAGGCGCUAAGAUUCCUGCAAUAGGACUUGGAACAUGGCAAAGUGGGGGAGAUAUUUGCGUUGAAGCUGUGAGUAUGGCUCUUAAAGUUGGAUACCGUCAUAUAGACUGUGCCCAUCUUUAUGGGAAUGAGGCUGAAGUAGGAAAAGCCUUGGGUGAAGCUUUUGAUGGUGGACUUAAGAGGGAAGAUGUGUUCUUGACUUCAAAACUAUACUUUGCUACUAAUUCGCACACAAGGGUUGAGAACUCGGUGAGAGAUUCCUUGAAGAACCUUGGAGUGUCCUACCUGGAUUUAUAUCUGGUGCACUGUCCUGAAAUUUCAGCAUUUGGGGAUGCGACUGAUCCUCCAUGGAAAUCAGGGACUGAAUACCGUCAAUUCCUGCAACGGCUAAAACCUACAUGGAAGGCCAUGGAAGAUCUUGUCCAAAUGGGUCUUGUUCGGGCAAUUGGUGUUAGCAAUUUUAAUGUCCAUCAGAUUAGUGAGUUGCUUCAGUUUGCUAACAUUGUUCCUGCAGUCAAUCAGGUGGAGUUGCAUCCCUUUUGGAGGCAGGAUGAACUUGUAAAGUUUUGCCAAGUGAAAGGCAUUCAUGUUUCUGCUCAUACACCUCUAGGAGUUCCAACUACCAGUAUCAGUAUGUCAAAUAGCAGCCCUGCUUUGUCUGACAGUGGAUCAGAGGAUGAACCAGUGGUUGGAGAUAUUGCAGAACAUCAUGAUAAAACACCAGAACAGGUCAUUCUGAGAUGGGGACUGCAGAGAGGAACUAGUGUGUUGCCGUGCAGUCUGAGGCCAGAAAGAAUCAAGAAGAAUUUUGAUAUUUUCAAUUGGUCACUGUCGGAUGAAGAGUUGGACAAGCUGAACAAGAUUGAACCUCAAGUUUGUCUCUUCGUAAAUGGACCCGCACCUUCAUCUGAAAGCGGCUUCCUCUCUGGAAGCGGUCCUCUUCAAGCUGUGAAUGAAAUGGAAGACGACACUGAAUGCGAUACCUGACCCUUGUUCUUUUCUGUUGAACAUUGCAUCAAUCAAAACAUUGUUUUCCACUUUGGCCAUAUAGUGCACUGCAAAUCUAGUUAAGUUGCCUUGGUUUGUCAAUAGGGUUUGGUUUUGUUCCAGGAUUUCUGCAAAUUUGUACAUUAUGAUAUAAUAGUUUUCAGGAAAAAAAAAAAAUCAUUCCCAUGUGUUUGUUCA